GACGACGACGAAGACGAAGACGAGGACAAAGACAAGGACGACAGCUAACCGAGAGAAGAGCAGAACAAUAGAACAACACACGAGUAAAGUGAAAUCACAAAACAAAGAUAUCCGUUUACUUUUGGAUAAUGCAUUAGUGUAGUCUUUUAAAUUUUCGCCAUGGGAAAUCUCAAAUGUGACGCGAUAAAUGUGUAAAAGCUUACGUCCCGUAAUGCGACACUAAAUACAAAUAAUCUACGGAUGCGUUGCUUCCACCUUCUUUUUUUCUCAUACAACGCUUUUUCGAGCUGAUUGGCUUUACGCAAGAACGAGUCCAAGUGCUGAUUUAGUUGCUUUCUUCCAUCUCUUGGCAGGACUUUUCAAUGAAGUGGAAAUGGAUUAGAGUUGUAGUAAUGGAGAGGGCUCGUAAUGCAAGACCCGAAGCGAAGUUUAUCCUUUAAAACCGAAUGACUGAAUGUGAUCUUACAGAAUUCACAACAAUGCAUUAUACCUCAACAAGUGAUACACUAAUUUGAGGUUAGAAGUUAUCAUGAACGCGAGAACGCAACUAUUUGAGCUGAGUAUGGAGGGCCGGCAAGUAGAUGAGGCGGUGGCCAGCAUCUUUCAUAGCGUCCUCUUCCACCGGAGCCUUGGUAAGUUCAAGUACAAAGAGGAAGGCACUUACUCGGUUGGUACGGUGGGCUACCAAGACGUAGACUGCGACUUCAUCGACUUCACCUACGUGUGCUGUUCAUCGAUUCUCUUAGAUCAGACUCUUAAACGUGAAAUCUCCGGUUUCUCAGAGGCUUUACGUUCAACUGGGAGCCCAGGCUCAGGUCAAAUAUCCUUGGAGUUUUUUCAAAAGAAAAAGAAUCGAUGGCCUUUUCCACCAGAGUGCAUUCCUUGGGAGGUGUGGACCGUCAGGCUCGAAUUGAUUAAAUUAGCCACGGAACACGAAAGACAGAUCUGUCGCGAGAAAGUCGGCGACUUAUUAACGGAUAAAAUUUUGUAUAUAACUGAGGUGAUGAAUCGACACGACUAUUUACCGAAGAUGCCAAAUCAAGCUGAGCUUGAUCUCAUCUUCGAUACCUCGUAUCCAGAUAUACAGCCCUAUUUAUUCAAGCUCUCGUUCACAACCUCUGGACCAUCCAGUACCACUAUGGGGAAUACCAUGAAAAAACUGAUCAAGGAAACUUUGUCAAUGUAGUUGUGAUGUAUAGUUGAAGGAUACGUUGUUAUUUAGUUUUGAUUUCUUAAUUCAUUUUGUUUUCGAGCGUAUACCAUUCUUGUUUUAUAAUGCUGAUUGUAUAUUAUUUCUAAUAUGCUUAAAUAGUUGUUAUUAAUUGAGAGAAAUAAUUCUAUGAUAUUUUU
Messenger RNA from Ceratosolen solmsi marchali, 1350 nucleotides. It is a transcript of the gene Atg101, whose product is annotated as autophagy-related protein 101. Gene Ontology annotation, molecular function: protein kinase binding. The transcript is spliced from 3 exons. Gene Ontology annotation, cellular component: Atg1/ULK1 kinase complex; phagophore assembly site. The record is from RefSeq and is a predicted model, not a curated record. Gene Ontology annotation, biological process: autophagosome assembly; autophagy. Lineage: Eukaryota; Metazoa; Arthropoda; Insecta; Hymenoptera; Agaonidae. Bases 530 to 1186 code for a protein of 218 amino acids.